GUGAAGAAGCGACCGGACUACAGGGACGCAUACAGUCGAUGAGCUCUUAGGAGCCAACACAUUUCUCACAUUUUUGGGGAUCCCACCAUCUAACAGUCAGGAUGGCUCGGGAUAUGUCAGAUAAGGAAAUCUUGAAAAUGGAGCUGGACCAGUUGAAGAAGGAAGUUAGCACAACUAGGACACCGCUGGCUGCAAGUUGUGCAGAAACGGUCUCUUAUGUCGAGGCGCUGGUACCAAACGAUCCGCUGAUAAAGGGCGUUGCAGAUGACAAGAACCCCUACAAGGGAGACAAGGGAGGCUGCGUACUAACAUAGCACAAAGACACGCAGGGAAUAGUCAAACAGUUUUUUAUGAGAGCCGGUUACAUCGCUGUUUUCAUCCCUGUGGAAUCCUUGUGGGUAAAAAUGUACAGUAGUAGGAACACUGAGAUCUGUAAAGGUUAUUGCUACCAGGAGAAAGACCCUUUUCCGUCACCGGAUUACUGUAUGUACCUGUUGAUAUGAAAAUGUUUCUUUGCCAAUUUGUAAUUAAAUGCAAAUAGCUGUACAAAG
Messenger RNA from Anarrhichthys ocellatus (wolf-eel), 551 nucleotides. It is a transcript of the gene gngt2b, whose product is annotated as guanine nucleotide binding protein (G protein), gamma transducing activity polypeptide 2b. The coding region runs from base 102 to 314 and encodes 70 amino acids. The transcript has 3 exons. Gene Ontology annotation, cellular component: heterotrimeric G-protein complex. Gene Ontology annotation, biological process: G protein-coupled receptor signaling pathway. Gene Ontology annotation, molecular function: G-protein beta-subunit binding. Lineage: Eukaryota; Metazoa; Chordata; Actinopteri; Perciformes; Anarhichadidae. The record is from RefSeq and is a predicted model, not a curated record.